AACACAUCAAGAUGAGUAGUCGGAAGGAGUACAAUCUGCAGAAGGGCCUGCAAGCCAAGCAACUCAACGACGACGUGGCCAAGCCGCUGUCGCCCCGGUCGAGCGCAACCAGAUCCACGAACAAUGCCAAAGAGGUCGCGAGAAUCCGAGAAACGUGCCCACCAGGGACGUCGGAUGAACGCAUCGCGCUGAUUCUUCAGCAAACCAAGGGCGAUGCCGGCAAAGUACAGCUGGCUGUCAGCGAAUUGUGGGAAAACCACGGCGCGGUCCAGGACGAAUGGGCCACGGUGAGCAAGAAGCAACCGAAAAAGAAGAACGACGACAAAACGUCGUGGACGACACCCACACAGCAGCACAAGAACACCUACCAACAUGGAGGUGACAAUUCAACGCUUCAGACAGGCGGUCGAGGCCGUGGUAACACUCGCGGCCCAGCCUCCGGUGGCCGAGGCACAACACGAGAUGGUACAACUCGCGACGCAUCGCGCGGUGGCCGCGGUGGUGGUCGUGGUACAGGCCGCGGGCAAGACAAUUGGGUUCGACAGGAAGAACACGCUGCCGGGGAUACCACUGACCAAACUGCAGACGAACGCGACAACACUCCCGCCUCGGGCACACAUAAAACCGAAACGAAACAGACCAAGCAACCGGCGACGCCAAAACACGACACGAGUGCACCAGUAGCACCGGCGCCUGUCCUUCAUGGUGCAUGGGCAAAGAAGCCAAACAUCCUGAACCAGGCGAAACCCGCGAGCCCCAAGAAAGCCGCAGCCCCUCCCACGCAGACACAACCACCCGCAACGCAAGUGGCCAUGCCGCAGUCGCCGAAGAAGCAGGCAACCACUCCCCAAUGGGACGUCUCCAAAGACACAAAGCUCGAAGAUACGACCCCACCUGCGUCCACGCCCUCGACCACAGCAUGGCCUGCCGCCACAAAUGCGGCUUCCUCUACCGAAGCACAGAAAUGGCCGCGAUCGCCAAACCAGAAAAAGGACGACAAGCCUGAACCGACGACGCGGGUGGAACCUGCCGACACGAUUGCGUCCUGGGGUGCCUCUCUCGAGUCUUCAAAAGCCCAAACACCUGCGGCUUCUUCGUCGUCGGACUGGGACACCGCAGCCCCUGCUUGGACCCGAUCGAGUCCGAUUCUGACGCCGUCCUUUCAGCAUCCUGCAUCAUCUCCGAAGGCGGCCGUGUUUUCUCCCAAGGCGACCAAGUCCCCAAAGAGCCCUACGCAGACUAAAGGGCACGACAGGUCGUUCCCAUCCAGCCCCACCAAUGCUGCUCCCGCGACCGAAGUGCGCCAGAAUAAAUUCAGCAUGGGCCGAUGGGGUGAUGUCGCGGCCCCGGAGCUGUCCCUUCAAUUCGGCAGCUUCUCCAUGGAUAUUGACAACACGACGACUGCUUCAGCCAACUGGGCCAACACGGCCACGACCCCUGCGACUGCCAGCUGGUCGCCCAAGAAAUCCCAUGAACAAGCCGCGCCUGCCGUAAAGUCGCCGCGCGCCACGUCGUCGGCGCCCCCCGGCUUGACAGAAAGCCCCAAGCAUGCCGCGUCACCGCGAAAGUUUCAAAACCCGGCCCCGAACGCACCGUCCCCGGCGGCCCUUCCCAAGCCGGAAGAAGUGUCGAAGCGCCAGCAAGGCCCAGCCUCGUCGCGCGCCGCCCAACAAACUCCAUACAACGCUCCGUCUGCAGGAACCCCGGCAGGUCAAUCCAAGUUGAACCAUCCCACGUCUUCGGCUGCGUUCACCAGCAGCCCCUUGUACCAGAAUCACCCGAGCACGUACAACCAAUAUUCGGUGGGCAUGUCUGGCCGAUCCCAGCAACCUUCUGCAGCGACUUCCACCGCCCAGCCGACCACCCCGUCGUCAGCUGCUAGCGGACACGUCCAAGGCGCCAUUGGCAAGCAAACGAAUGCAAACCGCAACCAAACCCAGUCGAACGCAGGAGGCAUCAACCAGGGCAACGCGCCAUCGACCAACGCGGGCGCGGGCUCGUCCAACCCUCAAACGUCGGGUCCAGCGCCGAACGUCAACCCGAACCAAGGAGCCCACCAGCAGCAGCCCCAUCUGGCGCCAUACCAGCAGCUGCCUCAUGCGUACCACCCGCAGUACGCCCCGCCGCCGCCCCCCGGCAUGGCAAUGCCCUACAACCCGUACAACUACAACCCGCAGUACUACCCCCAACAGGGCUACCCCCACGGCUAUUACCAAAACCACCAGUACCCUCAAUACAGCCCCCGUCAAUUCCCCCCUCGUGGCAACAUUCCGUACGGCAUGGACGGCGCCCCUGGCUUUUCCAAUCCCCCCAAUGUCCCGCUGGGCUACCAAGAUCCUUCCCACCUCGGCCAUCCCAAUGACUACGGCCCUGGCUUUGGCGACUUGGGCUAUGGCCAACUGCACCCGCAAGUGCCCCCCCAUCAUCUUCAGCAAGGGGGUGGCAAACCCCAAGCGCCUCUGAGCAAUGGACGCCCCAUCGACCCGACGUAUACCGUGGGCCCUUCUCGCGAACACACUGCGUCGCCCCCUGUCCCGGGCAAUCCCAACCCUGCCGUGUAUGGCCAACAACAGCACUACAGCAACUGGGCGGGAUCGUACAACCAACCCCCGCAACAGCAACAGCCACUUGGUGGGUGGGGCGGCCAUCAGCAGCAGCAGCAGCCUCCUCCCCACCACCACCAGCAGCAAGGGUACCCCCAGCACCAGCAGUCGUACCGCCCGUACAACAAUGGCGGCGCCAACGACGCAGGAAAUCAGGGCGGUUGGAGCUCAUGAGGACGAGGUUAGGUAGCAGCGAGUGUACAGGUCAUAUUCGAAUGAAAGUCAGUCAAGAGUCGUCGCUGUUACGUCAGCAUCGACGCUUCGAGUUGCUGGCUCAAAAUCUUCCAAGGAAAGUCGCCCGCUUCGUCGGCCACUUGAAUCUCUGGCGGGUCUGUCGUCGUUGGAGCAGACUCGACGGGUGCGGUGGCCAUCGGUUCCGUCG
Messenger RNA from Aphanomyces invadans, 2985 nucleotides. RefSeq lists its product as hypothetical. The transcript is spliced from 4 exons. The record is from RefSeq and is a predicted model, not a curated record. Lineage: Eukaryota; Oomycota; Saprolegniomycetes; Saprolegniales; Verrucalvaceae. The coding region runs from base 12 to 2777 and encodes 921 amino acids.